CAACUAUCUCCCCUCCAUCAGCGCCGCCAUCGGGGGCGAGACCCCCCAGCGCUACGUCUGGCGCCUCUGCAUCGGCCUCCACUCGGCUCCUCGCUUCCUGGUGGCCAUCGCCUACUGGAACCACUACCAGAGCUGCCACUGCUCCCACCCCCGCUACCUGCGCUUGUGUCACUUCAACCUGCUCCUCAACCUGCUGGAAAACUUCGCCCUCCUCAUCCUGACCUACGUGUCCUCGUCGGAAAACUAUGGUCCAUCAAGAUGUUACAGGUACCGCUGCCCCUGGACCGGGAUGGGAUUCUCUUCCGGCUCCGCUUUACCACGCUGGCCGUUGGGACUGUGUUUUGUCCACUCUUUGGUUUCCUUUUCUGUGUGAUCUGGUCCCUCCUGUUCCACUUCCAGGAGACGACGGCCACCCACUGCGGGGUCCCCAACUAUCUCCCCUCCAUCAGCGCCGCCAUCGGGGGCGAGACCCCCCAGCGCUACGUCUGGCGCCUCUGCAUCGGCCUCCACUCGGCUCCUCGCUUCCUGGUGGCCAUCGCCUACUGGAACCACUACCAGAGCUGCCACUGCUCCCACCCCCGCUACCUGCGCUUGUGUCACUUCAACCUGCUCCUCAACCUGCUGGAAAACUUCGCCCUCCUCAUCCUGACCUACGUGUCCUCGUCGGAAAACUAUGCAAUCCACGAAAAUGCCUUCAUCGUCUUCAUCACGUCGGCCCUGGGCCACAUGCUCCUGACCUGCAUCCUCUGGAGAAUGACGAAGAAACACACAGUAAGUCCCGAGGAGCGCAAGUCCUACAAGUGGAAGCAGCUGCUCUUCUUCUUCACCUUCAUCACCUUUGCGUUUGCCGUGUGCGUCUACUUCCACCACAACUGGUACUGUGGCCCCGGAGUGUACACCAUCUUCGCCUUCCUGGAGUACCUGGUCGUCCUCUCCAACAUGGCCUUCCACAUGACUGCCUUCUGGGACUUCGGCAACAAGGAGCUGGUGGUGAGCUCUCUGCUGGAGGACAAGCACUUCUAAGCCGGCGUGGGGGCGGUGCCAGGCGGGGGCUGCCCUUCCCUUGGGGGGGAGGCAGAGAAGCCCCUUCCCCCUCCUUUUGGCCCAGGGCCGGGACCAGGGCGUUUGCCACGGAGCUGCCACAAGGAUCCUCCUGGAGUCUUG
This is a messenger RNA of Calidris pugnax (ruff), 1164 nucleotides long. It is a transcript of the gene PGAP2, whose product is annotated as post-GPI attachment to proteins 2. The coding region runs from base 259 to 1023 and encodes 254 amino acids. Gene Ontology annotation, cellular component: endoplasmic reticulum membrane; Golgi membrane. Gene Ontology annotation, biological process: GPI anchor biosynthetic process. The record is from RefSeq and is a predicted model, not a curated record. Lineage: Eukaryota; Metazoa; Chordata; Aves; Charadriiformes; Scolopacidae. The transcript has 6 exons.